UAACACUUAAGAAGAAUGAAGGUAUGGCAACUGAUCAUCACAGGAGUUGUGGUACACUUAGUAUUUUUUUAUUCCAUUUUUGAUAUCUACUUUACCUCACCAUUAGUCCAUGGCAUGACGCCUCUUUCUUCUGGAACAUCGGUGCCAGCUAAACGAUUGGUUCUCUUUGUAGCAGAUGGAUUGCGAGCAGACAAAUUUUUUGAAGCAGAUAAAUUUCAGAAAAGCAGAGCUCUUUAUUUAAGGUUUUUAUAUUUUUGUUAAAGACAAGUUAAGUUUUUUCCAACCUAAUCCAUGUUUCCAGCCAUGUAAUUCCAUAAAUUAACAAUAAACAUGGAGAUACAAGCAAGAAAUAAAAGCAGUAUGAAAAUUAUAAUAAAAAAUUAGCGAUACUCAUGUUCUUCAGUCUUAGUAAAUAGGUGAACAGUUAAAACUUUACUUCCAGUUUUGGGAAAUAGGUAGUGGAGGUUGUAUAAUUAUUUUUUGAAUGCUGUUCAAUUCAAUUUUGGGGAAUGGCUUUGUGGUUAUCAGUGGACUAACUUAUAUUUUUACUCAUUUUUAAAAACAGAAAUGUAAUUGAGAAGCAUGGUGUUUGGGGCAUUUCCCACACAAGAGUGCCGACAGAAUCACGACCAGGGCAUGUAGCCCUUAUAGCUGGAUUUUAUGAAGAUGUCAGUGCUGUUGCUAAAGGUUUUGUAUCCUUUUUAGAGGAAAAAUAUCAAAAUAAGUAAAUAUAGCUUUAGAAAAUAACUUGAAUAAUCAAGAUGUAUGGUGCACAUCUUAUAUAGUUAUAUAGAAAAUGUAUUUAUACAAAUUCUGGUAAUAAAGUUAUUUAUCCCAUCAGUCACUUGAUCCUGCUUUAUAAUUAUUUGUAUUAAAAUUUAUACUUGAUCUCUAUCAUCUAAAUGAAUGCAACAUGGAAAUUUAAUUUUAAGGUUGGAAAGAAAACCCAGUAGAAUUUGACUCUGUUUUUAAUGAAAGUCGUAAAACAUGGUCUUGGGGCAGUCCGGAUAUUCUUCCAAUGUUUGCUAAAGGUAACUCUAUUAAUUAUACUAUAAACUGGUUAUAAUAUCUUUUUUUAUAUCAAGUUUCUAGCAAUAAGUACAAGGUAAUUUUGAUAAAUGUUCAUUAUGUACCCAAUAUUGCAUUUACAAAGUUUCAUAUCAAACUGCAGAAACAUUUUUAAAAUAAAUAUUUGAACCAUUUAAGCAAAAAAAUAAUUGGGGAACAAUGUAUUCAAAUUUAGUAAUAUUUUUGAGCUAAGUUCCUGUACUUAGAUAUGUUGAGCUGAAUGACUUUGUUCAGGUUAUGGAAUUGCUGAACAUUUUAUUUGAUUAAAAUCUGAUCCUAAUAUUUUGAGUCAUGAAUGUAUUGCAUUGCGGCUUCAUGCAAAUGUGUCUUCUAUCAGGGGCAAGUGGGGACCAUGUGAGCAUUAAUUGUUAUUCUUCUAAUUUGGAGAAUUUUGCUGGUUCUGAUAUGACACGACUGGAUACCUGGGUCUUUGAAAAAGUUACAGUAUGUAGAGUGAUGAAAGAUCACAUUUAUUAAUAAUGCAUUCAUUAUUUUGGUCAGUGCAAUCUGACAUUUGCAAUCCUAUCUGACCUCUGCCAUCCUAUCUAACCUCUGCCAUCUUAGCUGGCCUUUGAAUCCUAACUAACCUCUGCCAUCCUAUCUGGCCUUUGAAUCCUAUCUAACCUCUGCCAUCCUAUCUGGCCUCUGCCAUCCUAUCUGACCGCUGCCUCUGCCAUCCUAUCUGACCUCUGCCAUCCUAUCUGACCUCUGCCAUCCUACCUGACCUCUGCCAUGCUAUCUGACCUCUGCUAUCCUGUCUGGCCUUUGAAUCCUAUCUAACCUCUGCCAUCCUAUCUGACCUCUGCCAUCCUAUCUAACUUCUAUCAUCCUAUCUGACCUGUGCCAUCCUAUUUUACCUCUGGAGAGAUGGAAAGUCUCAACAGAAAAUUUUCUUUAUAGAUAAAGUAAAAACAAAUAAUUUAAAUUCCAAAUAGUCACGUUGGUCCUAAUAGUACUCUUUAUAAACCCAGGCUGGACAACCCCAAAUGAUUCCAUUUAUAAAUUUAUGCUAUUUUAAGUAAGUUCAAUUUUUCUGCAGUUACCCAAAAAAAAACAACAAAAAAAAACACAAAAAACCUUGAACAGAGCACCACAAACAAAAAUGUACUGGUUUAAGGUCUAAUUAUUAUUUUUACUUCAUAAUUCUUAAUAAAAUUUCAGCUAUUCUUCAACUCUGCAUCAAACAAUUCCACUUUGAUGAAACUCUUACAUGCUGACAAGUUGGUGUUUUUUUUGCAUCUCCUGGGUAUUGACACACAUGGCCAUACUCAUAAGCCACAUUCAUGGUAAGAUUAGUAAUACCCACAGAAGUUAUAUUACAUUAGGACAUACAUGUUUAAAUGAUGUACCAACUGACGUUAACUUACAUUAGGCUGCUUACAUGUUUAGAUGAUGUACCACCUGAAGUUAAUUUCAGGCUGAUUAAAUGUCAAGAUGAUUAUGAUGAUUACAUGUCUAGAUAAUGAUGAUGUCUCUAUAUUUGUUCCAAUGUUCUAUUCCAGGGCCUAUUCAUAUAAUAUUGAAUUGGUAGAUGCUGGUAUAAAACAAAUGGUGUCUCUCAUAGAAAAUUUCUAUAACAAUGACAUGAAAACAUCGUAUGUCAUGACAUCAGAUCAUGGCAUGACAGACUGGGGUAAGUUAUAAGUUUGCAUUUUGAGCUUAUCAACAUUUAUCUAUGGAUAGGUCUAAAUUUAUUUUGACUUUUCAUCCCCAUAACUUUAAAGCUCGUUUUCUGGUUCUGAAAAACCGCUCAAUUCUUAUGGCAGACCCGGUCACCAAUGAGAUUUUCAGAAAACCUCCUCUUUUCGCUUUCCGGAGGGACAAGAGCCGUGGGGACAUGCUAGUCAGAAGCCACCUCCCCACUAUCAAAGCACAUAAAGGCACCAAAACUUGCAACCGUAGCCGUUGCAACACAUGUCCCUAUCUGAUUGAGGUUGACAAGAUCACUUUCCCUCUAGAAUUAUUCAAAAUAAAAGAUGGCUUUACCUGCACAAGUCACAAUGUGAUUUACACCAUCAUUUGCAAAAAGUGCGGUAAAGUAUAUGUAGGAGAGACAGAUCGUCGCCUUGGAGACCCGUUUAGAGAACACCUCUAUAACAUAAAUAAGCAAGCUCUCUGUCCGGUCUCCAAACAUUUCAAUAGCCCUAACCAUGAUGGUAUCUCAGACAUCGCUGUCACUGGUAUAAUUUAUACUAGUAGCACAACAGAUAGAAUCUAUAUGGAGAAUAAAUUAAUAACACGAUUUGGUACGUUGUCUCCAUAUGGAAAAAAAACAAAUCCCCAAUUUUGCCUAGCUGCCAUGUCUCUUUUCCUGUUUGGUUUUUACAAUCUUGCUCAAAUCCCUUCCUUUACACUUUACUUUAGUUUGCUUCUGUCUGUUUUUUUUGCCCACUCCAAUUUUUUCUCCCCCUUUUUUAAGUAGGAUAUCUGUAUAUAUAUUAUGUAAAUUUAAAUUAUACUUAUUUGUCUUUUUGUUUUACUGAUGAAGACAUGUGCCGAAAUGUAUACUUUUGUAUUCUGUAAAAUUAUCAUUAAAGCUUACCUUAUAUUGUUAUAUUGACACAAAUUGUUGUUGUCUAAUUAAUUUAUUUUAAAGCUUUAUCGCAGUCCAACACUUUUUAUAAUUAGUUUAUCAACAUUUAGUUGUUGUUUUUUACUCCCACUCAACCUCAGACCAAUCAAAUUUACUCACAACUGAGCCAGAUUCCUCCACCCAUUUAGUUUAACAGACUUCAAAUCCUCUAUUUUAUCACUUGUGCACAUCUGACAUCCUCUAUUUUAUUAGUUGUUCACAGCUCACGUAUUCUACUUUAUAAGUAUGUGAUAAUAUUUUUGACUACUGGUGCUUCACAGAAGUCUAAGUAAGAAAUUGUUAUGUCUGCUGUGCAUGCUAUAACUUUAUGGAGCACUGGUAUAGCAUAUCUAACACAUUUCAGAUGUCAUGUUAUAUGUUAUCAACAGCUUUCUUCCGUUGCAGGCUCCCAUGGGGCGGGUCAUCCACAUGAGACCCUGACGCCAUUUGUUGCGUGGGGUGCUGGCAUCAGGCCACCUAUAUCAACCAGUGACUGUGGGGGGACUUAUAAAGAUUCAUUUUGUUCAGGUAGGACCACUUUACUCUCUCUGUACAGUUUGCUGUAAAGCUUAGAAUUUAAAAUGUUCUAUUCCAAAGUCCUUAAAGUUUAUUCUAAAGCUUGCAAUUCAAAAUGCUUCCUUCCAUAGUCCUUACAGUUUUUUCUAAAGCUUUCAAUUUAAAAAUUUUGAUUUCUUUUUCCAAUGGAGAAGUAACACAUGACCUUUCAAAACAAAAAUUUGCCAAAUAAAUGUAAAUAAUUUCAAUAAAAUAACUCAUUAAAUACUGAGCCAUAAGAUAAAUUACUGAGCCAUAAGAUAAAUAUCUGAGCAAUAAGAUAAAUUACUGAGCCCUAAGAUAAAUUACUGAGCCAUAAGAUCAAUAUCUGAGCCAUAAGAUAAAUUACUGAGCCAUAAGAUAAAUUACUAAGCCAUAAGAUAAAUUACUGAGCCAUAAGAAGGCAAACAAAUGAGGUUAAAACACAUCUAUAAAAUUAAAUCAUUUCUUGACUAUCUCCCCAAUAACAGAGUGGAACCUUGACACAGUGAAGAGAACAGACAUAGAACAGGUAGGACAAUCCACACCCAAGCAUCCUCAACCUUUAAUAUGAUUAUUGCAAGGGGGAGAUUUUCAAUGUCAUUGAUCAUGCUUGAAUGUUUUGUGUGUUCCACACAUUUAAUAUAGGACUUGCAGUUUCAAUCCCAUGCCAGUUUGGCUGCUGUUUUUGGGUGUUUUCCAUGGGGCUUUCCUCUUCCCUAAUGAUAACUGCUUUGGUUUGGUUUGAGUGAUUCCCAGCUCAUUUGAACUAGAUGACUGGUUAUGAGGUUUCCCUUCUACUUCAGUAUUAAAAAAAAUAAUAUUAGCAUUGAUGAUUUUGAAAGAUAUUCUGAUUUACAAUUUCCCAGGCUGAUAUUUCUCCUUUGAUGUCCUACUUGAUUGGUGUUCCUUUUCCUGUUAACUCAGUGGUAAGAUUUAUGUAGGUCAUGUCAAGUUGUUUAGGGAAUGUGCUGGAAAUUAAAUAAAUAGAUAAGUCAAAUUUUAAAAUCAGAAACUUGAUUCAGAAAAGUAUUAAUUUUGCUUUUUUCUGUUUUCCUUUAUUAUGUCAUUGUCGGAAACUUUAGCAUUUAAAUAUAAAGAAAGGAAUUUUAAUGGAUUUGAAGAUUGUUUGAUUGUGGACUGACUCUCUGCAGGGUACCUUACCAAUAGAUGUUCUGAGUGCACCAGAAGAUGAAAAAGCAGAAGCUUUACUGGCAAAUGCUGAGCAGAUUUUAGCCCAAUUUCAGGUAAUUUUUUUUUUUUUUAAAUUAAAUAAAAAUCAUUUGCUUUAGUUUCUAGCCACACAACAUCAUAGAGAAAAAAAAUUACCCUGAUUUGUUUUUAUUUUUGAAGAGAAUACUUACAAAUAAAAAUUAAUCAAGAGUUCUUGGAAUGGCAAUUUACAGGGAAUUAAGAAUUAACUAGUUAUAGCCCGCUAAACAUUGGUGACGGCAAUGCGCCAACUUCCCAUCUACUAAAGUUACUUGACAAAACAUGAACUCAAGUAUCGCACAUAUAUGUAAUUACCCCCCCCCCCCCCCCAUGACAUGUUACUGCACACUUUUUUUUUCACGCCCAUGAACUAUGUUAAAUAUUCUGAUGUCCCAAACAAUUUUAAACUGAAUUUUUUUUUUACAAAAUACUUAAAUUUAGGCGAUUUCAUUUAUAGAAAAAUAUUACGCACCAAACGAAGUUGCGUUAUUAAAAAAAAUAUAAAUGAUUUAGCGUAGUUAUCGGGAAUUAUAUUUUGUGCGCUAGUGAACUCAUUAUCUAUAUAUUGCCUGAAUGGUGGUGGUGGUGUUCGACCUUUGCUGGCGAAUUAUAUAUAUAGAUUUUUGGAAAGUUGAGAUAGAAAAGAUAAUUUUGAAGAUCUGUUUCUUCAGGUUAAGAUGAAUCAAAUUAAAGAAAGAACUAUUUCAGCAACUUUCAGACCUUUCCAGUAA
Messenger RNA from Lymnaea stagnalis (great pond snail), 6117 nucleotides. Lineage: Eukaryota; Metazoa; Mollusca; Gastropoda; Lymnaeidae. The record is from the annotation of a GenBank genome assembly.